This is a messenger RNA of Myzus persicae (green peach aphid), 792 nucleotides long. Its product is annotated as zinc finger MYM-type protein 1-like. Lineage: Eukaryota; Metazoa; Arthropoda; Insecta; Hemiptera; Aphididae. The transcript has 4 exons. The record is from RefSeq and is a predicted model, not a curated record. The coding region runs from base 1 to 792 and encodes 263 amino acids.
AUGACCGAAGCUGGCCCGGGCUCGUCGUCAUGCGACCGAAGCGCGCAAAAUCAACGCGGCUUCAAACAGAGAUUCGAUGCCGAUGGCGCGGCUGGUGGUCGGGUUGGCGGGCCCGAACCGGUGGUCAAACGGUUCGCGUUCGAACAUGAAGAAUUACAAAUAGCUAGAACACGGGGUACAUUUAACCGAGAUUCUAUUCAAAUCAAUACAAUUUCAAGCAGAGUGAGUGCUCCAUACAGUUAUACACCAGUUCCUACACCAAGUCCGUCUUCGUGGGUUAUGACAGCAGCAAAAAGUGAUAUUGAUUUUAUUUUUUUAAAAAGAGGAUUUAAAAAUUGGCAUAGAGCACACAAAUGUUUCCGUAAUCAUAAAAAAUCUAAAGGCUAUAAACAUAGAGUUUCUUCUUGGAGUAGUUAUACAAUAGACAAAUCGGUUGAUAUUUUGUUAGAAAAGAAAGUGCAAAAAGAAGUGUUUAUUUCAAAGCAAAUCAACAAAAAAGUCAGACCAUUUAGAGGCCAUGACGAGAGUAAAAAGAGCAUCGCGCAAGUACUGUUUUUAGAUUUAAUAGAUUUAGUGUCGAAAUAUGACCCUACUUUAAAAGAUCAUCUAACAAAUGGACCCCAAAAUCCUUUAUACACUAGUGGGAUAAUCCAAAACGACAUUAUUAUCAGCAUAAGCAACAUCAUAUUACGAAAAAUAACACGUUCCGUCCAGAACAAACUUGUUUCAAUAAUAGCUGACGAAAUAAGUGAUUGUGGACACCAUGAACAAAUGGCAUUUAUUUUGAGAUGA